Zea mays is the source of this 2277-nucleotide messenger RNA. RefSeq names its product heparanase-like protein 3. Lineage: Eukaryota; Viridiplantae; Streptophyta; Magnoliopsida; Poales; Poaceae. The record is from RefSeq and is a predicted model, not a curated record. The transcript has 9 exons. Bases 364 to 2031 code for a protein of 555 amino acids. Gene Ontology annotation, cellular component: plant-type cell wall; membrane. Gene Ontology annotation, molecular function: beta-glucuronidase activity.
CAGGCUCCGAUCCCAUCCCCGUCCCGCUCUGCCUGGCCUCUGUCGCGGGGUCGCAUCGCAUGCCUCCAUGCCUUGGCUGGCAGCAUUUACUAUUUAGCCGAGGUGUGGGUGGGGGCGUUGGCGGCAACCGGCAACACCGUCCUCCCCUCCCCCUCCUCCUCCCGCGUGCUCUCCUCUCCUAUCCUCUCUGCCCCCGGUAACUACAACUGUUGGAGUAGGCCCGGGUUGGCCACGGCCGCCACACUGCUCCGCUCUGCUCUCUGAAGGCAUUGCCUGCGCGGCUUCUUCCUCCGCCGGCGUCGGUCCGCGAGUUGUUGGCAUGGCCGCCGCAGGGACGCAGCUAGGCCGGCUUCUGGGCGGCCUAUGGUUCCUGGCCGCGUUGCUAGGACGACCGGGCGCCACGGCGGCGGCCGCCGGGCAGCCGGCGGCACCAGCGGUGGCCGCCGUCGACGGGCGGCGCGCCGUCGCGGCGACCGGGGAGGACUUCGUGUGCGCGACGUUGGACUGGUGGCCGCCGGACAAGUGCGACUACGGCACCUGCGCCUGGGGCCGCGCCGGCCUGCUCAACCUGUUUCUCUCUGUCCUCUCGCGCCGCCGCAGGAUCUCUCCAACAAGGUCCUGCUCAAUGCCGUCAGAGCCUUCUCGCCGCCGCUGCUGCUCCGCCUGGGAGGGUCGCUGCAGGACAAGGUGAUGUACGGGUACGGCGCCGGGCGGCCGUGCGCGCCGUUCGUCAGGAACGCGUCGGAGAUGCACGGCUUCUCGCAGGGCUGCCUGCCCCUGCGCAGGUGGGACGACCUCAACGCCUUCUUCCGGAGAUCCGGUGCCAAGGUCGUGUUCGGGCUCAACGCGCUCAACGGCCGCGUCCCGUUGCCGGACGGGUCCAUGGGAGGGCCGUGGGACUACACCAACGCGGCGUCGCUGAUCCGGUACACCGCGAACAAGGGCUACCGAAUCCAUGGAUGGGAGCUUGGGAACGAACUGAGCGGCACUGGAGUGGGAGCUCGGGUUGGCGCGGACCAGUACGCCGCAGACGUGAUCGCCCUGAAAGCGCUAGUCGACGACGUGUACCGGAGCGAGCCAUCGAAGCCGCUGGUGGUUGCUCCCGGAGGAUUCUUCGACCAAGCCUGGUUUACUGAGCUUGUCGUCAAGACCGGGCCGGAUCUACUGAGCGUGGUCACGCACCACGUCUACAAUCUAGGACCAGGAAGGGACACGCACCUGAUCGACAAGAUCCUCGACCCGUCAACCCUCGACGGGAUGGUCAGCACGUUCAGCGACCUCCAGCGGCUGCUCAAGUCCACGGGGACGUCGGCUGUGGCGUGGGUCGGGGAAGCCGGAGGCGCCUACAACAGCGGCCGCCACCUCGUCACUGACGCGUUCGUGUUCAGCUUCUGGUUUUUAGAUCAGCUUGGGAUGGCAGCGAGGUUCGACACCAAGAGCUACUGCAGGCAGAGUUUGGUCGGCGGCAACUACGGCCUGCUAAACACCACGACGUUCCAGCCUAACCCUGACUAUUACAGUGCUCUACUGUGGCAUCGCCUCAUGGGGACCAAAGUUCUAGCAGUAACAUUCAGCGGCACGAACAAGAUCCGCGCGUACGCGCACUGCGCGAGAGAUUCACCAGGAAUCACUCUGCUGCUGAUCAACCUGAGCGGCAACGCCACCGCGCGGGUCUCGGUGACGGCCCAAGGGGCUGCCGCGGCGCACGCGCACAGGCACAGGCACGACGCGAGGAAGCACGGCGGCGGCAGGAAGUUCCGGCACGUGCACGUCCCCGGCUUCGCCGGCGGCGGCGAGGCGGCGGCGGGCGCCGUGAGACACGAGUACCACCUCACCCCCAAGGACGGCGACCUGACGAGCCAGGUCGUGAUGCUGAACGGCAGGGCGUUGGCCACCGACGCGGCGGGGAACAUCCCCGCCCUGGAGGCGGUCGAGGUGGACGCGGCGCGGCCCAUCGCCGUCACGCCCUACUCCAUCGUGUUCGCUCGCGUUCCGCAUUUCAGUGCCCCGGCGUGUAGGGUAGACCGGUAGAGUAGCGGUUUAGAUGGGUAGAUUCAUAAUGGGUUUGGCGUGAUUGGUGAUGAUGGACAGCUAAGCUUUCCAUCUGGUGAGAUGAGGUGAAGUGAGGUGCAAGGCAUCUGUCGAAAGAAAAGGGAUGCAAUGCAAUGGGGGUGAGUUUGUUUUCUUUUUACGAUUGGAAUUGUAAAAGGUCGAAGAAAUUUAUGAUGAUCAGCGAUGGGAAAGGGAAAAACUCGUUCCCGUUUGUCUUUCUGUUCA